CAUGUGAAGAGCGUUCACGGAAUCGUCACCUUUUCGUUGAUAUCUGAAGACAAAAGAACUUCCGCCAAACCCACCGAUGAAGACGCCCUCAAAAAGGGAUCAAUGAUUACACAACAAGUGCUGAAAGAGAUUGCGAUCACAAAAGGAGAGAAAAUAACAGUUAAAGAACUGAAACGUUUGGACGAAAAGAAAAAGCGAGAAAAAGAGCUCAACAUAAAGAAAAUGUGCGAAAAUCGAAACCAUAGGAAACCCUUAAUUAGGCGUCGAUUUAAUAAACUUAAAAAAGACAUUCUCGACGACGCCUUCAACUCCGCCGAAUUCUGGCAGCCAUUCAUUGAUGUGGAGGUUAUUGGCGGCACAAAUGACACUAAAAUCUGCGGACCAUUUCUUGGCAUAACUUAUGAAAUUGCUCUCAAAAUGAACGCAAAGACAACAAUCUCUGGAAAUCAUGAAGAAUAUUAUGAAAUGAUGGCUAAUAUGUCGACAAACUUUGCGUUGUCUCCAUUGCCUCCGCUCACUGUUUUCAUGAACAAUGUGUUGCUCACAUACCUUGAAUUUAAGACUCCAUACGAUGUGAUCGAUUCGCUCCAAGAUUUGGCUCAAAGAGAUAUUAAAUUUGGCACAUUUGAAGACGAUCCUGGUUUUGAUUAUCUAAACUCUCCGCACGAACCCUAUUAUAACCAAUUCAAGGGACGGGUAGUCCGGGAAAAGUCCGGCAAUAUUAAUAAGCAAAAGUGGGAACAACUUGUUUUUGAUAACAUCACAAAUGGUGUGUACGCUUUGGUCACCGAUCAACCAUUUAAUGAUUAUUAUUAUGCGACCAAACUAUCGCAAUAUCCAAACCUAUAUCGAUCCCAAUUCAAUAGUCUGGUUCUCCCAUACUUUCUCGCCCUCUCUAAACAUAAUACGCGAAACUUUACUAAUUGCGUGAAUUAUAUAAUCGGUUCCCUUUCCGAAAGCGGUAUUUAUGAGUAUUGGGUUAGAAAUACUUUGGAGAUUAAUAACGAAGCCUUAAGACUCGGUAUCAUUGAAUCUAAAGGGAAAUAUCAAUUCUCAUCACUAGAGGUUAAAAGAUAUCGUCGGCCCAAUCGUUACGAUCAUCUCAUUUGCAAACAGAAAAAUUAUGGCAUAGGAAUCACAAGCUCUGCUGUUUUGAACUAUAGCGGAGAUGUUUGCAAAACAUAUUGUCGUGUAGUAAACAGAGCUGAAAGAACCGCAUCUUUUACUGAACACAACACCUUAAAUAAUAUCGUAUGCGGACCCACAGGCGCUCGCUGUACUGAUGGCGUUUGUAUAACAUCUGGUUCAACAGCUAUCGGUUCGGUGCCAUCGGAUGGCACUUCAGGUGAUCGCAGAAUUGGCAGACCUUUGAAUACAGUGGACGGCAAACGAAAGCCAAGACCCGGAAGAAAAGGCUCUACUAAUCGACAAAAGACUUCAACAUUUUCUCCCAUUGAAGGAUCAGAUUUGAGUGACACUGAAUUCACCACUUCUGAUGUGAUUGUCAAUGAAAACAGUGAUAGUAUCCGAGCGAAGAUUAUAUAUCCACAAGAUUAA
Messenger RNA from Medioppia subpectinata, 1557 nucleotides. Lineage: Eukaryota; Metazoa; Arthropoda; Arachnida; Sarcoptiformes; Oppiidae. The record is from the annotation of a GenBank genome assembly.